UCAACCAGCGUAAAUUUACGUCAUAUUUUGUGUACACAAUAAUGCAUCUGAUACACUGCUAAGCAGAUGAACGACGAGUAUUACGAAUAGUGUUUUACUAGUGAGACUGAGAGUGAGAGAAUAACUUGCUAAAUUUCGAAGCCAUCAUGCCGUUUUCAAAGAGCAAAAAGGAGGAGAAGAAAGAGAAGAAAGCUUAUCCAACGCAGGCAACGGCCCCAGCCUACCCUACCCAGUCCCCACCCCAAGCACAGGGUUACCCACCCCAAGCACAGGGCUACCCACCCCAAGGGCCUCCACCACCAUACACGGCUAAUCCUCAGGCUCCACCCCCACAGGGAGCUGCCGCUGCAUACUACCCGCCCCAAGGUCAAGGCAUGGUCUACGCCCAGCCAGCGCCAGGGCAAUCCACUGUGGUCAUGCACGGGGGCUUUGAGGCAGGUGCCCGAUUUUCAGGCGGUAACCCACCCUCGAUACCGCCCCCUCCCCCAGGCGUUGCUCCUAAUGCAGCUCAGAUGGCUGCGGCUUCUGGUCAGAACGUCGUCAUCAGCCAACAACAGAGCAGUUGGAUUUCUGGCGGUGGUGAAGGCGGAUACAGUGUAUUCUAAAAAGUGGGCGUCGGUGGCAUUUUCAUCUGCUAGUGAGUCAUUGUCCGAAAAAAAAAAUAACGUUUACAAGUAAAAAACAAAGAUGCCUCUCAUACUGUAAGAGUAGAUAUGGUCGCACAUUAAACCAUUGAA
Messenger RNA from Patiria miniata (bat star), 737 nucleotides. Its product is annotated as DAZ-associated protein 2-like. The transcript has 4 exons. NCBI's taxonomy places the organism in Eukaryota, Metazoa, Echinodermata, Asteroidea, Valvatida, Asterinidae. The record is from RefSeq and is a predicted model, not a curated record. The coding region runs from base 147 to 605 and encodes 152 amino acids.